Molecule: messenger RNA, 6150 nt
Organism: Epinephelus fuscoguttatus (brown-marbled grouper)
Lineage: Eukaryota; Metazoa; Chordata; Actinopteri; Perciformes; Serranidae
Product: zinc finger protein 665-like
Exons: 7
Coding region: 168-2684 (838 amino acids)
Biological process (GO): regulation of transcription by RNA polymerase II
Cellular component (GO): nucleus
Molecular function (GO): RNA polymerase II cis-regulatory region sequence-specific DNA binding; DNA-binding transcription activator activity, RNA polymerase II-specific
Source: RefSeq, a predicted model, not a curated record
UACACACUAACACUAGCUGGGCCAACGCUCCCCAGAAUGAACAACGUGUUUCAGGAAGAAGUUGGCGCCUGAAGCCCCGUAUGCGGUUAGCUAGCACGCUAACCGAAAGUAUGAAAGAUACUCCACUGUAAUGAUUUUUCUUCCCAUCGCUAUUAAAGAAUUCCAAUAUGAACGACACGGAAUUCAGCGUCCCUCUGUCCUCACUGGCACUCCUGGUCCCACCACUUCGGCUGAUGUCAGCAGUGAUGUGGGAAGUGGUUCGCCAGCGGAACAUAAAGCACUAUGGGAAACUGGAGGAGUUUGUGUCCAUGGUAACAGAUGCAGUUCCUGAACUGAUGAGUAAAAGAGAAGGGAGGCUGCUCUCACUGGGCCUGAGAGCAAGGACAACUCUGGAGCUGCUGCGUUCCGAACACCCGGAAGAUCUCAAGGCUGUUGAAAGCCACCUCAGCAGAAUCCGAUCUUCUUGCAUUGAGGAGACCAGUGAUGCUGUAAUUGAGGCACCAGAGGCGAACUUUAUGAAGCUGGUUCAAGGCCUCAUUGAAGACACUGAUGGCAGAGAACACUUCCUCAAGAAUGUGUUUCCAGUGGAGUACGGCCCUGACUUUGACACGGCACUGGAGACUUUGGUUUGUGAAUUCUUCAGCAGACUGGAGGAGCUGCUGCCAAUACCGGACUUCAAACAGACCGCAUCCUGGAUCAGUGCUGCCCCCUCUGUGCUGGAGGAGUAUAUGCAGUGUGUCUCAAAUGGAGAGGACCUUAAAUUUCUUCUCCAGAGCAAACAGUGCCACGGGAAACUGGCUAAAAGUAGUGUUGCUCCGUUUCAGUCAGAUGAUCUUCUCAUUCCCUCUCUGUCUCUUCCCCCAUCGCUGGAAGUGGCCAUCGCUUCCCACCCGAGUGCUUGUGACGAUGAAAAUAAUGACGUUCCUCAGAUCGUCAUGUUCGAUGAAGAACUGUCGACAAACCCUUCCACUUCAGCAGAUUUUCCCGAGUCACCGAAAAGGACUGAUAAUAUACCGUCAUCUCCUCGCAGGAGACAGCAGUCAGGGCUGCAUAAAUGCCCCGAGUGUGACAAAUGCUUCAAGCAUCACUCUGUCCUCAUCGAGCACCAGAGAGUCCACAGCGGGCUGCAGCCUUACAACUGCUCCGAAUGUGGGCGGGCUUUCAGAACAGCCACUCUGCUGGCCGGUCACAGGCUGCGCAAAUGCAAAAAUGCUGCAUAUUUGUGCAUUAAAUGUGGGAACAGUUUUCCAACCUCACUGGACAAAUUCAGACACCACUGCCCAAAACGGGGCCGCAACUACGACUGUGGGCACUGCGGGAAGAGUUUUCAGAAGUCAAGCAGCUUAAAGGAACACGUGCUGACUCAUGUCCAAAGCCGCCUUUUCAAGUGCAGUCAUUGUGGGGUGGGUUUUUCAGGAAUCGGUGACUUGAAGUAUCAUCAGCAGGUAGAUCAUGACAAGCCUUAUCAGUGUAAGCAGUGUGGAAAGAGCUUUAUCUCCUCCAAGUGUCUGACCAAACAUCAACAGCGACAUGAAGAGGUCGGCGAAAUGGAGACCGCCAAAUUAAUGAGUGGAGGUAAACAUAGGAAGAGUGGCUCCACUCAUCGGAUUUCCUCGGCAUCCAGGAAAACAUCUGUCAAAGCCGUCUACCCUCGAGGACGAGUCACACAUAAUUGUCCACUGUGUGGAAGGAGCUUUAAAUAUCGGUUUGAAUUUCUGGAGCACCAAAGGUUCCACACUGCAGUGAAGCCUUACAAAUGCUCUCAGUGUGGAAAAGCCUUCCGCACUGAAGCUCACCUCUCCAGGCACAGGAAGAGAAAGUGUAAAAACGCCUCCCACAUUUGCACCAAGUGUGGGUGUCAGUUCAGGUCUCUGCACGAGCGGGUCAGACAUCAGUGUGUCCAGCUGCUGACAAAAUAUGAGUGUUCUCAUUGUGGAAAGACCUUCAAGAUGGCCCACCUGCUGAGGAACCAUCAGAUGAGUGAGCACCAGCUCCCCUACAGCCCCAACCACCGCUUCAGGUGCAGAUACUGUGACGAGACUUUCCCCGGCAUCAGUGAGCUGAAGUAUCAUCAGAGAGUGGACCAUGAGAAACCCUACCAGUGUCAGGAGUGUGGCAAGUGUUUCCUGUCUGAAAAAUGCCUGGCCAACCACGAGCUGCGCCAUAAUGAUGACAGACCAGAGAGCUGUCUUGUCUGUGGCCGUGGCUUCAGAAACCGCUACGACCUGAAGCAGCACAUGCGCACUCAUACCGGAGAGCGGCCUUACCAGUGCACUCACUGUUCACAGUGUUUCUCCACAGCAGGAGGACUGAGGAGUCACACCAGGGUCCACACCGGCGAGAAGCCGCAUGUUUGCCCAGACUGUGGUAAAGCGUUCUCCCAGAUGGGUGCAAUGCGCACCCACAGGCUCACCCACACUGGAGAAAGGCCUUUCAAGUGCACAGUGUGUGGCAAAGGAUUCACAAUGGCGCACAAGGUGACAGUUCACAUGCGUGUGCAUACAGGAGAGCGGCCGUACGUGUGUUCUCAGUGUGGGAAGGCCUUCUCAGAUGGAAGUGUGCUGAAGCAGCACAUGCUGAACCACUCAGGUGUGAGACCAUACCACUGCCAGCUCUGUCCCAAGACCUACACCUGUCUGAACCACCUGAGGAGGCACCUGAAGAGCCACUCUAACAUGAACUGAAGGCAAACUGCUGCAGAACAUUUUACACACACACUGACACGCUGCAUUCAGCAGUUAGGACACUACAGCUGCAGUGGACCAACUAAAACAAGCAAUACAUGAAGGACUGUAGAAUGAUGCUGUACAGUUGUUAAAAUUAAAAUGAACAGUUUCCUCUUUAAAUGUAGUUACACUAGCCAGUUCUCACAGACUAUUUAAACAUUUAAAGGAAUAGUUUCCAACAUUUUGGGGAAUGCACUUAUUCGCUUUGUUGCUGAUAAUAAGUUGAGAAAGUCGUUGUCUCACAUCACCUGUGUCUCAGGAAAGAAGUUGCUCUUGAACGCACUGCAAAGACUCCAGUCGGUGGCCAGCUAGUACGUACGUUCUGCGCCUUAAUGAGAGGAAAUGACUCUCCACAGCAGCAGGUGGCGGUAGUCUGUAAUCAUCAUUCAAAAAGGGAAACCAGAACACUAAUAGGACAGAUUUAAGACACUAGUUAGCCAGUUAGCACAUUAACAACACAACUUAUGUUCAAAGGACAAAAUAUAUUCACCGUGCGCUAGCGGCCAAUACCACAAACAAUUAUGAACUAACUUCUGCUGAAGAGCUCAAUAGCUACAAAAAUAUUCGUACCUGAUAUAAAACUUUGUUUUAGAUCUCAAGCCCAUUUGUUUGCUUUCCUUACUUCAGUUUCUCUGCACUGAGCUGAGCUGCCAAUCAGAGUAAUUUCAUUUGCAGAUACCAAUUCAACAUGCUAAUUUGGCCAAAAAACAACCAACGAGGGCUGACUAAGGCCAACAGUGCGGAACACACCUCAAAACUACUAUUAAGAGAGCCAUUAUUGGCUAAAAAGAAAGAAAAAUUGUCAGGAGCCACAGAGCAUAUUUGUAUAAAGGUAACAGCCUAGUCUAAAUUAGCCCAUCAGCAUUACGAAUAGGUCUAAAUGAGCAUUGAUUAAUAUGAUUUACUAGAAGGUGGCUGCUCUGCAGUGGGCUAUUUAUCAGUAUUUAGUGCUUUAAUUUUGCAGCAUUGGUGAAAGCAAAUGAAUCCGUCCACACACUAUUAAUUUCCUUCAAGACAUUUCCUUUUUUGGAUUUGGAAUCCAUAGCUAGCCUUGUUAGGGAGACUCCAGGCAGCCACCGCUACUAAGGUUCAUCAAAAGAGUAAAAGGUGCCAGGUUGUAGGCGUAUGACGCAUUUUUUAAUUCGAUGUAUAGGCUACACAUUUUUACAGUUGUAGAAUGCAGUAAUCACCCCAGGCCUACAACAAUGACAAGUGAAAACCUGAAUGUUAAAAAUAACCGUUAUUCAUUUCCAUAUAAUUUUAUGUCAGAGCCACAGGGAGCCAGUGGAGAGGGUCCAAAGUGCCACAGGUUGCCUACCACUGAACUAAUGUGACAGAUGCUCACCGAUGGCCAACUCUCGGCUUGGUGUGUCAGGGCCUUUAGCAUGAAGACGGGAAGCCAGGGGAGACAGAUAGCCUGGCUCCAUCCAAAGGUAUUCAAACUCUGCCUGUCAAACAAGUAGUCCUGUUACAUAUAAAACAACAAGAUAUAACAUGCCAGUUAGUGAGCUUUGUUGGCUGUAGCUUCAUAUUGAACGGACAGAUAUGAGAGUGACAUGAUUCAGUUCAUUGUUCUAUUUGUUGCGAAAAUUUGCAAUACGAGACUAAAUUUUAAGACACAUUUGCUCCUUACAUUGGAGGUACCUCCCCAGCUGUCGCCACUCUCUGCCUCCUUUCUGGCAUUUGGAACAGUGGCUACACGAAGGGGCUGAGCUGUCCUCCAUCUCUGUCUCCAAACUGUCGCGCUCUCUGCAUUUGUGUGUGGUCUUCAUCCUGAGACAACCAGGCAGAGAAAACGACUCGUAUUCAAGGUGGACGACUUCACCGAAUUUGUUUAAUUGCAUUUCUUUUCCUGGCAGACUCCUCGUCACCUUCAUCCACCUGAAUAUUAAUAUCUCAGCUGUUGAAAGUGGCUAUCUGAGUUUUGAAAUGAUACUCUGCGCCCUGUCCUUCUCUCUUGUUACAGGUUAACAUCACAUUUUCUGCACUGCCUUUUGGUCACACAACUGUCUAAAGUUUUUUGACAAUCUGAAAAAUCACGUAUAAUCCAACCUGUUCCAAAAAGUUUAUUGAAGGACGAAAGUUUCAGUGUGUCAACAAGCUUCACACAUCAGGUCGUGCAUAUUUUUAACAUCCAGUAGUUUAAGACGAAAAAUACAGACUUGGUGUGCAAAGGCCUCAACUCAACAGGAAAAUAAAUAGGUGUAUUUUACAAAAUGUCGAAGCAUUCCUUUAACAUCAGCACAAGCUCGUUCUCAUUCCCCAUCAGGUUAUUCCUUGAGCUUAUUUUUUGUUUCCCCUCCCCCCCGUACAUCAAUUUCCUCUGCAUGGAUAUGUUUGGAUGUUAUUCUGGACAUUGUUUGAGUGAGAUGCUGUAAUUUUGGUGAAAAUAUAUUUUUUGGAAAGGCCUCGAUAGUGAUAGAAAUUAACUGAAAAAAGGCUCUGUAAAUACGCUGGAAGACAAAUAUUGUGAGAGUGCAAAGUUAUAAUGAUGACACUGUUUAUUUCAACAUGACAUAACGUUAUUCCUGAAGGCCUUUUAUAUCCCCACAGCUAUGGUUUGCAACGUUUGUGAAUUUCAAAUUAAAUUACCUUGGUUAUACUUUGUGUAUGUUGAUGUAAUUUAUUUAACAGAGGGAAACAUCUGGGAGCGUCCUCAGGAAAGGUGUGCUGGAAGUUAUAACAAUUCUAAAAAAGUUUCAUUUAUAUUCAGUUGAAUGCAGUAUAAGGAGAAGAUACUUAAUGCUGAAACUGAUGAAAUUUAAUAUUUUUGUAAAUUACACUCACUGAGUUUGACACCUGCAACUCAUUUCUAAAAAGUUGGGUCAUGUUACGUCACCAAAGUGUUUGGGAACUGAGGACACUAAUUGUUAAGGAUGGGUAUCAUUAAGAUUUUAACGAUACUACUACUCUUACUGAUACUGCUUAUUGAUCCAGUACUUUAAUGGUACUCAUCAAUUCUUUUGGGGGUUUUUAAGAGAAAAAAAUUAAACAAAUUAAGAACAGAAUUAACGUGGCUUCAUUUUUUUUAUGUAUGUCAGUACAGUAUAUAAAAUAAUAUUCUGCAACAGCAUUGUUUAAAAAUGAAUUUCAAUUUUUAAUUUUAUUUAUAAAGCCCCAUAGCGGCAGUAGCUCAGUCCAUAGGGACUUGGGUUGGGAACCGGAGGGUCGCCUGUUCGAGUCCCCGUCCAGACCAAAAUAUGGAGCGUGGACUGGUGGCUGGAGAGGUGCCAGUUCACCUCCUGGGCACUGCCGAGGUGCCCUUGAGCAAGGCACCGAACCCCCCAACCGCUCAGGGCGCCUCACCAAGGGCUGCCCCCUCACUCUGACAUCUCUCCACUUUGUGCAUGUAUAGGUCCUGUUUGUGCAUGUGUGUGUCUUUCAGACCUGUGUGUAACUGACAAGCAAGAGUGAAAACAUUGAA